GAGGACACGGCGGCGGAGCGGACAGGGAGGCGCACACUGACACUCACGAGGGGGAUGAUUAAAAAUGGCGCGACCUCGCUGAUGGUGCGCCUCCUCCACCUGCCCCGCGCCGCACCCGCCCCCACCUACCGCCGCCGCCACCACCACCUCGCGCUCCUCCUCACUCCCUCGCGGCUGCGAGCGUCCGCGCCGGCACCGCCCGCCUCCACCGCCGCCAUGUCGACAGCGGCGGAGCAGGCCGCGGUCGCCGACCGGAAGCGCGCGCUGCGGUCCGAGGUGCGCAGGGCGCUCAGGGCCCUAUCCCCCGAGCAGCGCGCCAGCGAAGACCAGGCUAUUCAAAACGCAAUUUUGAAAUCUUCUUGGUUCAAAGAAUGUAAACGGUUAUGUGCUUAUAUAAGCUGUCCACAAUUGCGAGAAGUUGAUACGUCAAAAAUGCUGGCAGAAGUAUUAUCUCCAAAUUCUGAACAUGAUGGACAUGCAAAGGACCUUUAUGUUCCUCGAGUAGAAGAUAAGAAUCGCAAUAUGCGGAUGCUCAAAAUUACUACCAUGGAUGAUUUAGUAAAAAAUUCAAUGAAUAUUCUAGAACCAUCACCCCUGGAUGCUAGUGGGAAUACUCGUGAAGAAGUGUUAUCAGCCUCUUCCCCUGUUGAUCUUUUUCUCUUGCCUGGGCAAGCUUUUGAUAGAACUGGCCGAAGAUUAGGGCGUGGUGGAGGGUACUAUGACACAUUUCUGAUGAAAUAUCAAGAGCUUGCUGAAGAGAAUGGGUGGGAUCAGCCUCUUCUAGUCGCACUUUCAUACUCGGUGCAAAUUAUGGAGGAAGACAUCAUCCCUGUGAACUCAACAGAUGUUCCUAUCGAUGCUCUGGUCUCAUCCUCUGGCAUUAUUCCAAUCAGUCCUGCAGCAUUGGCGAGAAUGUAAUGAAGCUGCUUGGUUUCUGCUUUCCAUUGACAGUGAACACCUCUCCACUAAACAACUCUUGCAUGACUGAUAGAUACUUCACCAAAGCUGGGAAUUUUUCGAUCAAGUGAUUUUGUCAGACAAUGCAUAUGUAUUCUGAAUAUGAGCUAACUUCGUCGUUCAUAUUGUAAUGACAACUUUGAUCAAACAUACAAUAAGUUCAAUAUAUAUUCAUGGAGUAUGACCUGAAAAUGUGUCGUCCUUAAGAGGCUGGAAUGAUAUCCGUUAUCUAAAAGAU
Oryza brachyantha (malo sina) is the source of this 1195-nucleotide messenger RNA. RefSeq names its product 5-formyltetrahydrofolate cyclo-ligase, mitochondrial. Gene Ontology annotation, biological process: tetrahydrofolate interconversion; folic acid-containing compound biosynthetic process. Gene Ontology annotation, molecular function: 5-formyltetrahydrofolate cyclo-ligase activity. NCBI's taxonomy places the organism in Eukaryota, Viridiplantae, Streptophyta, Magnoliopsida, Poales, Poaceae. The transcript has 7 exons. Gene Ontology annotation, cellular component: mitochondrion. The record is from RefSeq and is a predicted model, not a curated record. Bases 55 to 918 code for a protein of 287 amino acids.